Trichophyton rubrum CBS 118892 is the source of this 387-nucleotide messenger RNA. RefSeq lists its product as uncharacterized. Lineage: Eukaryota; Fungi; Ascomycota; Eurotiomycetes; Onygenales; Arthrodermataceae. The record is from RefSeq and is a predicted model, not a curated record. Bases 1 to 387 code for a protein of 128 amino acids. The transcript has a single exon.
AUGAAAUUCACCGCCGCUACCAUCAUAGCUAUGGUCUACGUCUCCACUGCCUUUGCGAGCAACGUUAGCUGUGUUUACCAGAAAGGCACCAAGGGAGAUCAUAUAGUUGGACUUAAGGGUGCUGUUCAGGCAUACGGCGGGCAAUACCAUGUCUCUGGAAGAAGCGGCUCUACAUUUGCAACCUAUGGAAGCGCCAAACUGACACUACGUCGUACCGGUGAUCAUCCCUCAGUAAAAAGUUAUACUGAUGCUGCUACUGUCGCCAACAAAAUCCAAGAAAUCAUUGACUGCUGCUACAACUACGGAUACACCGAGUGUGUUGGAAACGGUGACAUCAUCUCCUUUUCUGACGGCGGCCGUAUCAACGUGAACGUUGCCCACAACUAG